Molecule: messenger RNA, 594 nt
Organism: Babesia bigemina
Lineage: Eukaryota; Apicomplexa; Aconoidasida; Piroplasmida; Babesiidae
Exons: 1
Coding region: 1-594 (197 amino acids)
Source: RefSeq, a predicted model, not a curated record
AUGAAGGUAUUCGUGCCCGCUGCCGUUCUCCUCUGCGCUGUGAAAUCCGCAGCGGCAUUCGACUUCGUCCGCGAGCACACUAGCUCUCCUCGCCACCCAUCCCUCCGCGAGGCCAACUCAGCCGCUGCCACCGAUGCUUCGUACGACAUCAAGGACUACAUCCCUAACAUUGACACCCUCAAGGAGCACGCUAACACUGCCGUCAAGAACACUGAGGGCUUCCUUAACGGCGUCAUGGACUACAUGAAGAACGUCAGCAACCUCUUCUGGAGCUACGUGCCUGACCCCCAGCAGGUCUACGGAUCCUCUUCCGAGGGCCACACCAACUCUGGCGUCGGUUUCCUCAACAGCCACUCCACCGUUGGUGACUCUUCCUCGUUUUUGAGCGCUGUGAACACUGAGAAUUUUGACGCCGCCAUCAACAAGGUUGCCAAGACCGGUGCUGAGUACGGUGAAUGGGUGAAGGACAAGAUUGCCGACUUGAAGACUGAGGUUGUGAACGACCCUACCGCCCAGAAGGUGAUGUCUGCCGUGCGUGACGCCGCUGCGCCCCUGACUUCUGCCAUCGAAUCUGUUACUGAAACGAAGGCCUGA